Messenger RNA from Fomitiporia mediterranea MF3/22, 3335 nucleotides. RefSeq names its product TRP-domain-containing protein. The transcript has 2 exons. The coding region runs from base 279 to 2867 and encodes 862 amino acids. The record is from RefSeq and is a predicted model, not a curated record. Gene Ontology annotation, biological process: fungal-type cell wall biogenesis; transmembrane transport. NCBI's taxonomy places the organism in Eukaryota, Fungi, Basidiomycota, Agaricomycetes, Hymenochaetales, Hymenochaetaceae.
GUCUUUAUUGUCUCGGUCCGUUGUCCACCGCGGCUGCUGCUCCUACGGGCCACACAAUUGUCCUCAACGACAAUACUCAAAGCACUCUCACCUCCUUCACCCUCCUCUUACUCUUCCCCUCAAUCUUCUGCCAUCGUUCUCCCUUUCUCCCCUUUCUCCUUCUUUCAAUCUUCUUCCGUUUCUCCAUUUCUCUUUCUAUCACCGUUUCUCAUUCCUUUUUGCUUGCUUCCGUCGUACUCUCCUUACAGGCUUAGUCCGAAUCUCUUGAUUUACUUGCGAUGCUUUUCUCCGUCGCCCGGUUGCGACGCUACGCCGCUGCUGCAGCAUUUGCAUGCUUUGCGCUACCUCAACUCACCAGUGCACGCGAUGAAGUUCUAUUCACAUCUUCGGUGUCGUACUGUGCUCCACCAGAGCUUAUUCUGGUGCAGCAAUUUGACAUCAUGUAUUUCGCCGCCAACCAAUCUGUUUUCUUCAACAUUUCCGCCGCCUCCGUAGAGAACAACAUCAACGUCACUGCAAACCUCGCUCUCAACGUUUACGGCUCACACUCGAUUAAUGUCACCAUAGAUCUCUGUUCUAUCCUAAAUGGCGCUCUUUGUCCUUUACCCACGUAUAAUUUCAUCGGAAGCGAGACGAUCCCGCUUUCGAGUUUGAAUUUAGAUUUGAACAGCCAUAUACCGGGCAUUGCGUAUAAGAUUCCGGACCUCGAGGCCUUUGCUCAGUUGACGUUAAUGACGGCAGAUACACAUGAACUGAAGGCUUGUGUACAGUCCACACUUUCAAAUGGGUGGUCGAUGCGACAACUUGCUGUAGAAUGGGUUACGGGUGGGACUGCGCUUAUUGCGCUUUUAUCCGCAAUCCUAGCCACUACGCUACUCUCGCCAUCCACAUUUUCACUCGCUCCACAACGCCUUAUCGACCUCCUGUUCCUCUUCCAAAGUAUCGCUUCGAGUGCACUUCUCGAUCUCAAUUAUCCGGUCGUCUAUCGUGCAUUUGCUACCAACUUUAGCUGGGCCUUGGGUCUCUUUGGUUCGACUAACGACGCAAGUCCCAUCCAACGUGCGAUUGAUAAUAUGCGUCAUCAUACGGGCGGAGAUAUGACCGACGCGACAGGAGAUGGCGUGGAUCUCGUCAAUCGCAAGCUCAGUCCGUACAACGUCGCAAUUGCCUCUAGCCCCGAUACGAUAUUGGCAAUAAGCAAUCUGAAGAGUAAGAUUGCUUUGAACCAGCUACAUACGACCAACAACACGUCAGUAGUGUCGUCGAUGGCGAGUCUUGCGAAGAGGGAUACGACGGUUACUGUUACGAAUUCGAACGUCCUGAAUGCGGGUAUCCCGGUGUAUGUUAAUUCGUUGGGUAUUAGCACGCCGAAUGCAUUCAUGACCGUGUUUUUGACGCUGCUCAUGCUCAUCGCGAUUGCUCUGGUUGCUCUUGGACUUGGAUGGCUUAUCGUAUUUCUUGUUGUGAGGAAGAGGGAAAGGAAGGGCGUGGAACUGGGUAGGGUUGGGGAGUGGAGAGAUGGUUAUGUUGGGUUUGCGAAGAGUUGGACUUUGAGACUGACCCUUAUCGUCUUCCUCCCCAUUACGAUCUUCGCUCUUCACCAAUGGACACUCAAAGACUCCUGGCUCGCAACACUCUUCUCCGUCCUAACGCUCCUCUUCAUCCUCGCUUGCAUCAUCUAUCCAUCCUUCCUCACGAUCCGGUUCGCAAGACGUUCACACCCCGAGGCAUUAUACGGCGAACAAUACCAUCGCCGCGCCUCCUACGGCCCACUUUACGAAUACUACCGUCCUCCGCGGUGGUGGUUCUUCACACUCCCCAUCGCCAUCCUUGCUGUCCGAGCAAUUGUGAUAGCGUUCGGGUACGCUUCGGGCAUAGUCCAGCUUAUUUUUAUCCUUAUUACCGAGGUUUUCUUCCUUAUCUUCUUACUGGUCUUCCGAUCGCACUUCACGCGCGGUGCGGACGUACUCUCCAUCACCCUCUCCAUAGGUCGUAUUCUGAUUACGGCUUUGUUAUUCGUAUUUGUGGAGAGCUUUGGGAUAGACGCGAUCCCGCGAGUGGCAGUGGGCAUAGCCGCAGCUGUCGUUGCGAGCUUGUGCGUGAUUUUAAUGUUCUUCAACGUCCUCGUGAAUUUUGCAAUUUGCGCAACUUGGUUAUGGAAGGAACAUAUAGGAAGGCGGAUGGGUACGAGGCUCGGGUCGACGAUGUGGGGAAGGAUCUCACCCUCUGCUUCCGGAGGGAGUCGAGAUGGAAGUGGAAGUGCGAAGGGAUCGGUAUUGGGCGACGUCGAGAAGCGGAGCGACGAGGACUUCGCGGCGAGGCUACGCGGUGGAGCAGGUUCGGGUGGUUCGUUAGCGAACUUCGCUUCUGAUAUUGGUUUUGAACGUCCACGGAACCCGACUCCACACCAACACCUCCCACUUGAUUCAGAAUUGAACGCACCGUACCCCGCUAUUACGCCUACCACAGCCUCUUCACAUUCUCAUACCUCCCACAACUCGAAGAUGUUCCAUCAUCGAAACUCAGACUACAGAGUUUCGUACGCAAGCAGUCAAAUGCCGAGUACAGGGACAACGUUCGAGUCGUUCACUACUUCUAUCCCUCCUUCUAUCCCUCCUUCUGCUUCUUCGACAGGUACGGAAUCGACGUUAGGGACGGAGUUACCGAGAAGACCCGCGUAUGAAGGGUUAGGUCUUGAGAGAUUAGAUUACGAAACUACUGUUUCUGGAUCUUCGGAACCUUCGACGCCUUCUACAUCGCAUUCGAAUUCCCAGCAUGGACACGAGAGAGAACGAUCGCGAAGUAGGAUAGAGGGGUGGACGCCUAGUGCGGCGUUACCGCGUAUGUUAGAGGCGAACGAGAAUUAGAACGCAGGUGGCCAAUCAUUUCAGUGAAAUUGAUAUCGAUAUUUACUGUCUUGGCUUGCGCUGGCUCCUCCUGGUUUUCUUCAUGACGACCUCUACACCCAUUUUAAAGGCAUUUUCCUUCUAGUUUUGUUGCAUCAUUCAAGUCAUUUCUUUCAUCGUGCAUUGGCAUUGGCAUCAGCAUCGGCAGCAUCAUUCACACUUUUUCCCCUUUCGCAUUACAUUCACGUUAUUCAUAGUGCUGUUUAAUCAUGAUUUUCAACCGCAGUUCACUCUCCUUUCCUCCUUUCUUAUUCAGCAGUCUGGUUCUUCCUCGCGAUUCAUUAUCUCAGCAUACCAUGCAUUAGCUAAGUCUAAUCCUGCAUAACGUGCUAGAUUUCACCCCAUCCUCUGCAUCAUCUCCGUCAUUCUCAUUCUUAUUCUCGAUUUGUUUAUUACCUUUUCUUUUCGCAUUGAAUGCUAGAGUUUCCC